Messenger RNA from Besnoitia besnoiti, 600 nucleotides. RefSeq names its product elongation factor p (ef-p) kow family domain-containing protein. Gene Ontology annotation, biological process: translational elongation; peptide biosynthetic process. The transcript has 4 exons. The record is from RefSeq and is a predicted model, not a curated record. Lineage: Eukaryota; Apicomplexa; Conoidasida; Eucoccidiorida; Sarcocystidae. Bases 1 to 600 code for a protein of 199 amino acids. Gene Ontology annotation, cellular component: cytoplasm. Gene Ontology annotation, molecular function: translation elongation factor activity.
AUGGCUCGGGCUGCCGCGUAUGUUCGAGCUCGUCUGAAAAACCUCGUUACUGGAGCCACAAUUGACCACAACUUUCGCUCAGAUGAAAAGCUGCAGAUCCCCGAAAUCACUGUAGUCGAAGCGACCUUCACGGGAAUCAGAUCUGGGAGCGGCGGAUCCGCGGGGAAAAAAGGCGGGAGCAAACAGAAGAACACCGAAUCAGCAAUCAUGGAUGAAGCACUACGGGCGGCGGGAAUGGAUAAGACUGGGGACCUGCGUAGCAGGGACAUGACCCUGGUUUUUAUGAACAAAGAGACAUGGGACGAGCUUCUUGUCACCAACAGGGAUGUGGUCGAACGUAUUACGGGUUUCCUUAAAGAAGGCAUGGACGUCCGGUUUGGUCUAUGGGAAGAAAAGGUCGUCGACAUCGCUCUCCCUGCGACGGAGACCUACACUGUGACGGAAAUAUCGGGGAAGUCGGAGCAUUCAAGAGGAAACCCUGGCCGAAAACAGGCAAUCCUCGAGACUGGUGCCCGCGUUUCGGUGCCCCAUUUCGUUGAGGCUGGCGAUCGCAUAGUUGUGCGCACGAGUAACGGCGACUUCGUCAGGCGAGGUUCCUGA